Molecule: messenger RNA, 4537 nt
Organism: Syngnathoides biaculeatus (alligator pipefish)
Lineage: Eukaryota; Metazoa; Chordata; Actinopteri; Syngnathiformes; Syngnathidae
Product: protein bicaudal D homolog 1-like
Exons: 11
Coding region: 1-3390 (1129 amino acids)
Biological process (GO): regulation of microtubule cytoskeleton organization; positive regulation of receptor-mediated endocytosis; microtubule anchoring at microtubule organizing center
Cellular component (GO): Golgi apparatus; cytosol
Molecular function (GO): dynein intermediate chain binding; cytoskeletal adaptor activity; dynactin binding
Source: RefSeq, a predicted model, not a curated record
AUGGCCGCCGGGGGAGCGGCGGGAGGAUGCGGGGACACGGUGGAGCAGUGCCGGGCGGAGGUGGAGCGUCUGUCCCGGGAGCUGGCGGAGGCCAACCGGGAGAAGAUCCGGGCGGCGGAGUGCGGGCUUGCGGUGCUGGAGGAGAACCAGAGCUUGAAGCAGCAGUACGCCGAGCUGGAGGCCGAGCAGGAGGCUCUGAGGGCGGAGCUGGAACAGCUGCAGGAGGCGUUUGGCCAGGCCUACUCCACCCAGCGCAAGGUGGCCGAGGACGGCGAGACCAACGAGGAGACUCUGCUGCAGGAGUCGGCCACCAAGGAAGCCUACUACGUGGGCCGGCUCCUGGAGCUCCAGGCCGAGGUCAAGCACAGCAGGGCCACGGCGGCCAACGCGCAGGCCGACAACGACCACCUGAGCUGCCUGCUGCAGGAGCUGCGGGAGCAGAGUAAUGAGAUGUUGGAGCUGCAGCGUGGCCGCAUGCGGGAAGAGAUCGGGGAGUACAAGUUUCGAGAGUCACGGCUGAUUCAGGACUACACGGAGCUGGAAGAGGAGAACAUCUCUCUGCAGAAACUGGUUUCGACUCUCAAACAGAAUCAGGUGGAAUAUGAAGGCUUGAAGCAUGAAAUUAAGGUUUUGGAAGAGGAGACCGAGGUUCUGGACGGGCAGCUGCGGGACGCGCUGCGUUUGAAGGACAUCUCGGACUCCCAGCUGGAGGAGGCCCUGGAGUCUCUGAAGAACGAGCGCGAGCAGAAGAAUCACUUGCGCAGGGAGCUGGUUGACCACCUGAGAAUGUGCGACGUGGCGUACACCGGCAGCGCCCACCUGACCUUCACGUCCGCCCCCCCCAGCGGCGCGGCUACUCCGACGACUUUGCUCUCGCCGACCGCAGAAGACCAAAUGAGGUGUAACGGCCACGCCCAAGCUGCGACGCGAACGGCGACGGCUUCGGCGUCGGUGGCCGCCGUUAACGGAGAAUGCCGAGGCCCGGGUCGGAAAAACGAAGGCGCGGCCGCGUCGGACCUCUUCAGCGAGAUGAACCUGACGGAGGUGCAGAAGCUGAAGCAGCAACUGUUGACCGUGGAACGCGAGAAAGUAGCACUGAUGACCAGUUUGCAGGAAUCCCAGACCCAGCUGCAGCAUACCCAGGGGGCUUUGUCCGAACAGCACGAGAAGACCCUCCGCCUUAGCCAAAAGGUCACCGCCCUGCGCCGCGGGCGGCAAGGGUCCCGCACCCCUUCCGACUCCCUCCUCCACCCCGAAGAUCUCAAGGGACUUGACGCAGACAAGGAGACCGGAGAUAACGACGGAAUCGAGGACGAUAAGCACGGCGCGACCAACACAAGUCCGAUAUUGCCUUACCAGUCGCCGGGUUUGGAGAUCCUGCAGUGCAAAUAUCAGGUGGCCGUGACCGAGGUGGUGGAGCUCAAGUCGGAAGUGAAAGCCCUGCGGGACAGGUUGGCCCGGCGUGGGGACGGCGUAGCACACGAAAAACCGAGCGGACACACUCUGCAACAGAGAUUAGAGAGGAAGGUGACCUCGUUGGAAAAGAGCUGCCAGGAGGGCAAAGAGAAGAUUUCUAGUUUGGAGGCCGAGCUGCAGGCAGCUCAGUCUGCCACCGGGGAGAGCCAGGGGGCUUUGAACGCCGCUCAGGAUGAACUGGUGAUGCUGAGCGAGGAGCUUGCCCAGCUCUACCAUCACGUCUGUCUCUGCAACAAUGAGACGCCCAACCGGGUCAUGCUGGAGUAUUACAGACAGGGCAGGGGGCUCAGGGGCCUUUGCGCCAGUCUCAAAGCCAUGUCUGCCGACAGCAGUAAAGUUCUCCUCACGCCGCGCCUUGCCAGGAGACUGGCCACCGCCGCCUCCACAACCUCAACGUCCGGGGAGUCACGGAGCCCCUCUGAGUCUCCGUCCAAAGAGCCUCUAUCUGGCGGCGGUAGAGGGAGAGACAGCAAGGAGGGGGACGAGGAGCUCUCGCGGAGUCAGUCCGAGCAAAGCGAGACCCCUCGCAGUCCUCCGACCGGAUCGCCCAGCAUCAGUGCCUCAUCUUCAUCCUCGUCGUCUUCAUCGCCCGCCCUGGAGCCGGCCGGUGAGCUACGCAGAGAACCUAUGAACAUCUACAACCUCAACGCCAUCAUCAGAGACCAGGUGAAGCACCUGCAGAGGGCGGUGGACAGGGCUCUCCAGCUGUCCAGGCAGAGAGCUGCAGCCAGGGAACUGGCUCCUUUGCUUGACAGGGACAAGGAACGCUGCUUGGAGGAAAUCCUGAAGCUCAAGUCCCUGCUCAGCACCAAGAGAGAGCAGAUAGCCACCCUCCGGCUGGUGCUCAAAGCGAACAAACAGACGGCAGAGGUGGCUCUCACCAACCUGAAAGGCAAGUACGAAGCCGAGAAGUCGAUGGUGACUGACACAAUGACGAAGCUCAGGAACGAGCUGAAGGCCGUAAAAGAGGACGCGGCCACGUUCUCGUCUGUGCGGGCGAUGUUCGCCACCAGGUGCGAUGAGUAUGUGACCCAGUUGGAUGAGAUGCAAAGACAGUUGGCCGCGGCCGAGGAUGAAAAGAAGACGCUGAACUCCCUCCUGCGAAUGGCCAUUCAACAGAAACUGGCCCUCACCCAGCGCCUCGAGGACUUGGCAUUCGAUCAAGAGCAAACACACCGGAACCGUGGGAGCCGGCUGACCCGCAGGAAGACCAGCACUCCCAAAGUAAGUCUCCCAACCUCAGCUUCGGCCUCGGACCUGGCACAAGGCUCCGGUGCGGCUUUGGUCCCCAGUUGUUCCUCCCCUUCCCGCCUUAGUAGUCCGACGCCGGUUGUUUCUGCUGCUACGGACCUCUCCGCGGCUCUGGUGUCGCCCGUGUCGCACGUACCCAAUCGCAGUCCGUCGUCACCGGAGAUUGCUUUGCCGCCUGAAUCUCUGGCGGUAGAAAGACCUCCAUCCCUGGAGGUGUCAACGCCUCAGAGGCCGGCUCAGUCCCGGUGGACCAUCGGGAUGCGAACCUUUGUCGUCGACUCCCAUAGUUUCAGAAUAACGUCUCCUUUUUCCCGUAGCUCGGCUACUACAAGACACGUCCCCCCAGAUACUCAAACCACUACUGUGACAACAACUAGACCUAGUCAAACAGGUUCCUCUCCUUAUCGAUCCCCAUUGCUGGGGCUCAAGCGCUCUUUGUGGAGCCCCUCACCCCGAACUCGUCCCUUGUCCAGGCUGACCGGAACCUCCGUACAUCACAUUCCCUCCCAGUCCUCUCACUACUCUUCGUCCCACUCGUCGCCCCCCUCCCACAGUUAUUCACCGACCUACUACAGCCCUUCUGGCACGACAUCAUACAGCCACUCCAGCCACUACACACCUCUGUACCCCAGAUACUACAGUUCCUACCGACCCCGACACUGACUCCAAACUUUCCUUGCUCUUUCUCUAGACUAAAAUCUGUUUAACGCCUGGAUCAGAUUACUAGAUUUAGCCCCAUUGUUGGCUUAAUUUGCUAUCACGAACGAUUUUCCAGAUCGGGCGCCUUGUAGAGUGAGAUAAUAACAAUUUGACACUAUGAUAGUUCUACCACAGCAAUAUGAAAAGUCUAUGUUUGGUUUUUAGAUCCCUUUGAUGUCAUAUGACAUGUAACCGAGAACCCUCUGACUCAGCAGAUUUACAUCGAUCAAUAGAAUUGCGUCUCGGACUACCAGCGCAAUGUCAACGUACAAAUGUUCGUCAAAGUCCUAGCUAGCUUGCCAGCGGUAUUAAAAGUGUGUGCGGAUGACCUCAAGAACUCCUUGAAGAAUGGAAAACCCAAACCAUUCCCUCCAGAACAGCCGAAACAUUGCCACAAUCAAAUCUCGUGUUGUUGUUGCUGAUCCGGUUUUAUCUGGUAGUGUAAGGUUAUAUUCUGGUUCUGCCUCCCUUGACAGCUUGGUUUAAAAAAAAUUAGGCCAAUCGUCUUCAAAGACGUGAUCCCAUGAUUUUCUAAUCCAGUACACCAGGGUUGUCAAACUCAUUUUUGUCGUGGGCCAGAUUGUAGUUAUGGUCUACCUCAGAGGGCCGAUUUUCUUAGCCGCUUAUCCUCACAAGGGUCGCGGGCGUGCUGGAGGCGAUCGCAGCUGUCAACGGGCAGGAGCUGGGGUACACCCUAAACUGGUUGCCAGCCAAUCGCAGGGCACAUGGAGACAAACAGCCGCACUCACGAUCACACCUAGGGGCAAUUUAGAGUGUCCAAUCAAUGUUGCUGUUGUGAGGCCAUCGCCUUCCAGCUUUUCCACCGUGCCGCCUCAUUUAUGAUCUCAUAAUUUGAAAUUUUGAGUACAGAUUUCAGGAAGAAUCGUGAAAGUUCACACACGUGAUUUGCCUUCGCGGGCCACAUAACAUCAUGGGGCGGGCCGGAUUUGGCCCCCGAGCCUUGAGUUUGACACCUUCUGCAGUAUUGCGCCGUGUGCGGCGUAAUGGCAUAGCGGCACCGUAAGGGACCACGUUUGUCUUGUAGUCUGAUCCAGGUACAAGUUCUCCCUUUCAGUUACCUGAGAGUGCGAGUUCACAGAGAGGAGGACGG